UAACAGGAGACUGGUAUGUGAGGAAGGUGAAGGUUUUACAGCUCCGUCUUUCACACCUGUUUAUUCACUGCUACAAAAAUGAAGCUAUGGACUUUAAUGCUUAUCCUCACACUGUGUGUAGUUGCAGUGUCAGCCUACAGCAAAAUCAGGCAGAAAAGAACAUGGAUCAUUGACUCCUUCACUAUAGAGGAAGAAAAUCCUGGCCCUUUCCCAUAUGUACUCGGCACUAUUCAUAUAGAGAAGAAAUAUCUAGUAAAUUUUGAACUCAGUGGCAGUGGUGUUGAGGUGGAACCCAAAGGUGUGCUCAGUAUCAACGGUAAAACUGGUGAGGUUCUUGUGCAUAAAAUGGUCGACUAUGAGGCUUAUCCAGUUCUCAGGCUCAAGUUUGAAGCAAAGAAUGUCUCGAAUGACAAAGUGGACACGAGACUCGGCGUUGAGGUCAAGAUCCAGGAUAUUAAUGACCAUGCACCUGUUUUUAAACCUCUUAACUAUGAAAAAUCAAUCAAUGAAUCCGAACCUCAAGGUAAAUUGAUUCUGGCGGUCUUUGCAUCAGAUGAUGACGAUGGAACCACCCCCAAUGGCACCUUCAAUUACAGACUUGUCUCAACCACCCCAAAAACAGAUAAUGUUGAAUUUUAUAUAAAUCAGAACAACGACGUAGGAAGUAUUUAUUUCAAGGGCUGCUUGGACUAUGAGAAAGCACAGAAAUAUACCCUUCUGAUCGAAGCUAAAGAUAAUGGAGACAAAGUGCAGCUAUCCAGCACGAGCAAGGUGGUCCUGAACGUCAUUGACCAUAACAAUCACCUCCCUGAAAUCACUGGUCACACAGGUUCUGGAAAGAUAAAAGAACGAGAGAGUGGAGUGAUAGUUCUGCGCUUGCAGGUCAGAGACAAAGACACACAGGGGUCACCAGCCUGGAAAGCUAAAUUCACUCUUCAUGGAGAUCCAGAGAACUAUUUUAAAAUCGAAACUGACCCCAAAACAAACGAAGGAAUCUUGACUGUUGUAAAGGCAAUGGAUUACGAGGAGCAAACUUCAAGAAAUGUGUCAAUCAGUGUGGAAAAUGAGGUGCCCUACUUCUCCUGUAAAGUGAAAAACCGUACUCCGCAGGGUUUAUGGGAUGUAGAGACUUUUGCUCAAGGGUCCAGCACAGCUACACCUACUGAGCUUUAUUCCGUCACUAUCGCUGUCGAGGACAUCAAUGACCCACCAGAGUUUGUACCACCUGUUAAAGAAAUAAUGAUCAUGGAGAAUGCAAAAGUUGGAACCCACUUGGAAACCUUUACAGCCAAAGACCCAGAUAAGUCAUUUGGCAGCUCAUUUUUCUUUGCUAAAGGAGAAGAUAAAGACAACUGGGUGACACUAGAUCCAAAGACUGGCCAGGUUUCUGUGGCCAAACUUAUGGACAGAGAAUCACCAUUUGUGAAAAACAGUACCUACAGUGUCAUUGUGUAUGUUGUGGACAAUGCUCAACCUCCACUGACAGGUACAGGGACGCUGAUCAUCCAUCUAGGGGAUCAGAACGAUAAUGUACCACUGUUGAAAAAGGACAGUGAAAACGUGUAUGUGUGUUUAGCAGACAAGGAAACUAUGACUAACAUCACUGCUGAAGACCUGGAUCUUCCACCAUACAGUGAACCAUUCCACUAUGAGCUACAGGGAGAUGUUGAUGGAAAAUGGAGAAUUGAACCUAACCCUGGAACGACUGUGAACCUAGUCCGAGAGAAGAACCUACAUUCAGGCCAUUAUAGGCUUCAGUUGAAAAUAUCAGACAACCAAGGAUUUGGUUUGGUCCAAAACCUGUCUGUCACUGUGUGUGAUUGCACCAUCACACCCAACUGCCAAGGUCACAGACUUGUGUAUGCACGGCCGAGUCUUAGCGCCAUUGGGAUCAUGAUCUUUGCCUUCUUGUUACUGCUAGCAUUCCUUCUGAUGGCUCUUUUGCUAUCCUGUAAACACCAGAAAGCUAUGAUCCCAACUGAUGAUGCUCCCGACUGGUAUCUUAUUAAAUCCAACAUUGAGACACCUGGCACAGACUGCAAGAUGCCACCGAAAGUAUUCCAAACGGACAUGAGCGAGAACCCUGUGAAGGCAACCGAUCAUCUUGGAGCUCAAAAUGGGAUUUCCACUCAGGAGCUUGUGGUUAACAAUGGAUUUGCAGCUUUCAGUGACCAGCAAAUGAUUAGGAGAUCUUUCCGACGGAGUUCGACAAGACGUUCUUACAGAAAUAUCAACAAUUAUGAUAUGACGCAGUCAAUGAGCAGAAACUAUUCUGCUUACUACUCAGAUGACAUUCAUAUGAGAGAAGCAUUGCUGAUUCAACUUAACCAGAGCCUCCUCCAACUCCAGAACCCACAAGAGGAGCUUGGUGAUUAUAAGCCACACUGCUAUGCAGUCGAAGGAGAACCUGUGACAGACCAAAACCUCGAUACCCUUUCCAUUCCUGAGACAGAUUUCAAUCUAGACAUAUUUACAAAUUUAGAUAUCCAAUUCAACAAAUUAGCGGCUAUGUGCAAGCCUGAUCUAAUGUCAUAGUCUGAGGAAAUACUAAAUAAUCACUAAUUAUCAGUAAAUAUUUUUGCUCACUCUUUAAGAGCAGAUUACGGUUAGUGUUGUGUGCUUGAAUGACACUGGAAAAUGUCGGUUAUCCCAAUUUCGCAUACCUACCUCAUGGAUGGAUGAAUGGAUGGAUGGAUGGUGUUCUGCUGAUUGAGAUCACUAGCAGAAAACCAUGUUUUUUCUGCACUGAGAAUUGGUAGAAUGAUUCAAGCUUAAACAUUAAUUAAUUAAUUACUUAAUCGACCAAUCAAUUAAUUAAUUUGUCGAUUAAAAAAACUUACAUGAACUGGUACUCAACACUGCUCAAGGUUGAACAAGUGUGGGUCUGUGGGAGACCCUGGUAAGGUUAAGGCACUUAUUAAAGAUAUGAUAAAGAAAUGAUAAUGAAAAAAAUGCAAAUGAAUAAAAAAAUGGGAACAAUAUUUUUUUAGAGAACACAGCUUUGAUUGCAGUUAUAAUUGGGUUUUACUGUUGUAUUGUAUUUUGUAAAGUUCUUUAUUAGUAGUUGGUGGGGUUUUUUUUAACUCAAAGUACUUAUACUCUUACUUGGAAAGACCUAGGAAUUUAAUUGAAAUUUAUUUUUUGGUAUUCAUACAUACUUGGGGUGUAAUGCAAUGCCACUAAUGGUAUCUGUAUAGUGAUGUAAAUAUCUGCAUCUGUAUUCAGAUAUGAACUGCUGUGAGAAUGUACUAUGAAGCUGGGACACAGUGCUGCUGUGAGUCAGAAUGGGGUCCUUUAAGCAGCAUUUCAUUAAAAUGUCCACUGAUAUUCUCAAACAUUUUUCUUUUAAAAACAAUGGAGAACAUAUAUAUUUCAUACAAACAAAAAUGCACAACAAAAACAUUUUUUAAGACUGCCAUGGGCACUGUAUAUGGUCUACAUGGUCUAUGGGAACAUUGGACCUAUAAAUAAAAGCAUUUUUGUUUAUAAAUUUCAAGAUUUAAGGCCGGUUUGUGCAGAUAAUAAUAAUAAUAAUAAUAAUAAUAAUAAUGCAUAUUUCCAUGGAAUCACUUCCACCAGAAAAUAGGAUGAGUCAGUAGGUGCAUUUACAUGGACACUUUUAAUCAGGCCGGACUGAAUUCAAUCAGAUUGACGAAUCCGAUCACAGCGUUUACAUGAACGCAGGAUAAAGUAAUCAGAUUGUUAUGCGCGUUUACAUGACACAUGAUUAGAAUCGGAUUAGAUUUUUUGACAUGAGCACAGUCCAUGAAAACAUUAGUACGUCAUACGUCAUUCGUAUCAACAUCCGUACGUCAUAUGUCAUUCUUGCAUCAUUGCACAUGCGCAGAACUUUCCAGGAACAUAUUCCAUCCGAUUAAGUGUUUACAUGUCCUCCCGAUCGGACUAAAAAUGGUUUAAACCACCCCUUACCAUCCGAAUGAAAUUUUAAUCGGAUGUGGCAAAUUCCAUCCGAUUGACGUGUUUAAAUGACACUUUUUUAUCUGAUUGUGCUUCUAGUCCUGUUAUGAUCGGAUUACAAGUGUCCUUGUAAACACACCUAGUGAUACAGACAGACACAUUUAUAACAAAUACACAAGAAAUUAUGAUUUUGAAAUCAUUCCCUGGGAUCCUUGUGCCCUCAAUUGCUUAGCUGUGACUGGAUUCUGUCAUUAAAUCUGUACAUUGUUUUGGAUAUAAGUGUCUGCAAAAUAAAUAAAUGCCUGUUUUACAUAUACC
Hemibagrus wyckioides is the source of this 4236-nucleotide messenger RNA. It is a transcript of the gene cdh26.2, whose product is annotated as cadherin-like protein 26. The coding region runs from base 79 to 2535 and encodes 818 amino acids. Gene Ontology annotation, biological process: multicellular organism development; adherens junction organization; cell-cell junction assembly. NCBI's taxonomy places the organism in Eukaryota, Metazoa, Chordata, Actinopteri, Siluriformes, Bagridae. Gene Ontology annotation, molecular function: cadherin binding; calcium ion binding. The transcript has 17 exons. The record is from RefSeq and is a predicted model, not a curated record. Gene Ontology annotation, cellular component: catenin complex; plasma membrane; adherens junction.